AGUAGUGGAGAGUCUGAAUACAACCGAGUCAGUAGUGUGCGAAGAAAGAGUCUGAAACAACCAUGACAAUUGAAUGGAGCGAUUGGGACACAGCUGGAUCAGACGACAAGCCCAGCGGACGAUCAACCAGCGGUGGCGUCGACGCCAGAGAGCGUCACAAGCUUGCCGAACGUGAACGCCGGAAGUCCAUGCGAGAGCUGUUUCUUUCUCUCCAUGCUCUCCUUCCUCACGCCAACACAGUUCGAAAAGAACAGUCAGCAAUCCUCGACGAGAUCAUCAAGUACAUCCCCUUAGCCGCGGCUCGCCUUCGAUCCCUUCAGAACCGAAUGGAUUCGUCAUCGUCGUCGGCUGCUCCCAUGUCGUCACCAGAUGUGCAGGUCUCCGACCGUAGCUCGGCCGCGUCCAAUUCAACUGACUGCGACAUCCGCGUUGCACCUGAGCCUUCUUCGUCCGUAUCGAUUCGCAUCCGAGGUGACCGUGUUAAUGUGUCUCUGUCUGACAGCAAGACCACCUCGCAGGCUCUCUCACUCUCUGCUGUCUUGGAUGAGCUCGAAGUUCAUCAUCUCGAGCUUAUCCGCUCUACUUACUGCUGUGAUGGAAGUAAAACAAUUAAUUACUCUGAAAGCAAGGUUUGUGAUGGGUUGGACAGAUCUCCAACUUUGUUAAAGGCAAGACUGCAAGAACUAGCUUGUAAACUGCAAAAGUUGAGAAAAUCGUCCCCGCGUAAGAGAUCCUUUGAUCAGCUCGACUGAUUAAUUUGAUCGAUCGGUUUAUGGAAUAACAUGUCACCCGGUGGUUAAUUCCUAUGUCGUCUAUGCUGCUGGCUGCUGCUGCAUAGACGAGUGUGAUCUCACCAAGUUCUUUUUUUUUUUUUGUGGUAAAAAAAAAAAAUAUGAGAAUAAUUCUGUCCCCAGUCUACCUUGUCAGAUGUUGAAGAGGCGUUUAGAUUAUGUAUUGUAAUUGAAAAUGGAACAAUUGCGACAAGUCAUUCUCCA
Nelumbo nucifera (sacred lotus) is the source of this 995-nucleotide messenger RNA. RefSeq lists its product as uncharacterized. Gene Ontology annotation, molecular function: DNA-binding transcription factor activity; protein dimerization activity. Lineage: Eukaryota; Viridiplantae; Streptophyta; Magnoliopsida; Proteales; Nelumbonaceae. Gene Ontology annotation, biological process: regulation of DNA-templated transcription; endosperm development. The record is from RefSeq and is a predicted model, not a curated record.